UCCAUCUAUCUCGAUAGAUAGAUAGAUAUUGAUCCCGGUUUUAGUAGAAACCACUGGGAUGAUUGGGUUUGGGAGCUGAGAGCCAUUGGUGUAGAAAUCAGAAGAUAUUGCGAAACACUCAGACAAAGCAGUGGCCUCAGAGUACAGAUAGCUGGAAUUGUCUUAUGAUAUUAAUUAACAUGAGAUAAUACUGUAGAUUUCUGUGUUGAAUACUUGAACAACUGAUAUUUUCGGUUAAAUAAAAAUAAAAUGUUACAUUUAGUUUUCGAAAUAGAAAACCUAUCUAAUGUCUCAUAUCCUGGUUGCAGUUAAUAAAAAGAAGCUUUGAAAAUUGUACAAAAGCAGAAAACCCAAGGUAAGUUCUUUUUUCUUUUCUUCUCUAAACCCUGGAAACAGAUGUGUAGAUGUUGUCAGAGCAUCUGUUCAGAACAGAUUAAUCCCAUUCUGGUCCCAUGUGCAAACACAAGGUCCAAUCUUUCAGAGAAAUUGGGUUUAUGUUUGUUAGGUGAAAGCACAUUGGACGGGUGACCUCUCAAUCUACACCAGGUCCAGUAAUGUACACAAAGGAGUAGAUGUUUCCCUUCAGCCGUCGUGUCGCAGCAGCCUCUUUAAUGAUGUAUUGUGCUCAUCUGAUUGGAAUAUGCAGGGGGAGGACAGACACGUCCUCCUGCUGUGCCUGUGCUUUUAAAUCUUAGUUCUUUCUUUCAAAUUACACUCUGUAAUGGUAUGUAUUCAUAUUUCAGGAUCAGAGUCAGAAUGAAAUUACUUUAUUGAUCACCGGGGGGGGGGGGGGGGGCAUUGUUUAAUAUUCAGAGAUUUCCCCGACCUUUUUUUCAAUGCGUUCCCACAACACACAUUGUAAUAAAGACAAAGACACAAUAUAUCAAACUCUAAGCCAAGUCACUUUAUAAUUUUGAGUGUUUCAUACACGACAUUGUAGGCAUUGUCAAAGAUGUUACCUACUUAAAAUAAUUUGUUUUUAGAGAGAUUUAAAUUAUAACAUUUACAUUUGUUUUACAUAAUUUAUAAAUGUUUAUAAAUACAGUAAAAUUAGAUAAUUUUUCCUGUAAAUAUAUACAAUAUCUACAAGUCGUAGACAAAAAUGUUUUAAAUAAAAUUGUCAAAGCUGGUGGAUAGGAUCAAAGUGACCCAGAAAUUCAUUCUUAGGUCUGUUUGAUAAUUUUCCAUCUAGAUGAAAACCUUUUAUCUGCAGGUCCGAUCAGAGGCUCAGAAAAUGCCUCGGAGACUGUGGCAGAGAAUGAGAGACUUAGAGAAACCACUGAAAGACAACAAAUGUGUGACAAGGCUUUGGCAGGCAAACAGUGGUCAAUGUGGGAGUGCUGUGUACACACACAGAGCCGUGUGCUGGAAGUGUGAUCUUUAAAGACAAAAACCAAGUUGAGGCAGCAGCUCGAGCUGGAUGUUAUUAACACACUGUAUGAUAUAUCUGUGCAUAUGGUUCUGUUUUUAUGCAUGUCAGUUGAAUCCUAAUAUUAUAUAUUAAUGCUUGUUUUUUGCUUCAGGUUGGAGGAAAGAAGAAUAAAUCAAUUCAAUAAUAAAGGAGUUGUGCAAGCCUUUAUGUGUGACAGGUGUUUCGAUAUUUCAGAGUAUAGUGAUUAUCACUUUCCGAUUUUUUAUUCAGAAAUAUACAGCAUGUUAAUUCCUGAGGUUAUUGUACUUUGUUUACAUAUUAUUAUGUUACUCUUGGACAUUUGAAAAUGAUAUGAUAAUAAUAUAAUAAUACUACCUCAAUAUUUCUUACACAACUUCUAAUCCUCCCUCUCUGGUGGACAUUGUAUUUUGCAUAAUAGCGAAUUUAAGGAUAAAAUGUGUUCUUAUGCUAAGUACACUAUUCAUGUCUUUUUUUUAAAUGAUGUCUAGGUCUCUGUUGCAUUUCUUGUUCUUUUUGGAUGGCAGCAUGGUGAAAAAGUUGAAGUAAUGAGUCAUAACAGUGACACACGUUCACCGGGGGCAUCACCAACCAGCUGAUCGGCUGCCACGUGGGCUCUUUUAAGGAGCCCGGUUGUGUUCUGGUGCGACUCUACGGCCGGAUGACGGAGCUCUAUGUGAACCGAAACAAGGAGGUGGAGAUGUUUCAGGUCUUCCACGCCCACGGAUGUGGUCCGCAGAUCUACUGCAGCUUCCAGAACGGCAUCUGCUACGAGUUUGUCAGAGGAAUGGUCCUGGAGGAUGAGCUACUCCGACAACCCUCCAUUUACAGAUUGAUAGCAGCAGAGCUGGGGAGAAUCCAUUCUAUCCAGCCAAAAUGUGGUGUGUCUGUUGAACCUCUGCUCUGGACAAAAGUGUCCCACUUUCUCACACUGGUGCAGAGCAGUAUCAACAGCAGCCCAGCAGAGCAGCGCUGCACAAAAAGUUCUUUGACUCGAGGAGAGAUGCCCAGCUUUGAGACUCUGUCAAUGGAGAUGGAGUCGUUGAAGAGACACCUCUCGCAGAUCGACUCGCCGACUGUCCUCUGCCACAACGACCUUCUGACCAAAAACAUAAUAUACAACAAGACAGAGGGAAUAGUGAAAUUCAUCGACUACGAGUACGCAGAUUACAACUACCAGGCCUACGAUAUUGGCAAUCACUUCAACGAAUUUGCCGGUGUGAAUGACGUUAACUACAGCCUGUAUCCGAGCCGGGAGCUGCAGAGGGACUGGCUGAUGGCCUAUCUGGAGAGUUACAAGCAGAGCACAGGGCGUGAGGUCACUGCUACCAAGGCAGAAGUUACACAGCUUUACAUCCAAGUCUGCAAAUUCUCAUUGGCAUCCAACUUCUUCUGGGGUCUCUGGGCCAUCCUGCAAUCACACUUCUCCUCUAUUGACUUUGACUUCCAAAGGUAUGAGCAAAGACCAGCCCAAGGCUGCGUUCAAGUUGCCCACAGCGACACCCCAUUGACCUGCAGAGCUGCCAAAGGAUCCAAGGAUACUCUUCGGCAAGUUACUGAACCAAAAUUUCCCCUGUGCCGCUAACGCUUGGUGCGUGUUAGAGAAAGUGUAUAAUGGUUCCACCAUCAUAAAAUGGGUGUUAUGUCCAGGGGGAAGCUAAAUGCAGAACACAGGUACAAGUGAUUAAUUCAUGAUUGAUUGAGGAGAUGAGGGUUCUUGCAGGCGGAGGCUGGCGGCAAAGCAGGAACGGAGGUUUGCAAGAUGGAGCCAAAGACAGCUGAGCUUUGAGCGGGAAUGUGUCACUGGCCAGACGGCAAGAGAACCAGCAGAUCUCUGAGUGCGACGCUCCGUAGUUUCUGCAGACUUUAUCCACCAGACCUCCUAGUAUAUCGUCUGUAGAAAUCCAGGAGAAGCCAAAGUGUGAAUCCAGUAGGGGUUCCCCCUCAAUCGGCUGCUCCACCUCUCGCCUGAAUAACGCAGAGGAUCUGAUGCUGUUGAGAAUACAUCUGUGCGGAGAACCUUCCGCUUUGUUGUACAUGUGUGAAAUGCAAACUCUGGGUGAACUCCGUAGCCAAUUAUCCAGACUUUACCCAUAGGUCAAGUCUGAAAACUGCGCUAGAGAGAGAGAGAAAGUUUGAAUUUUCCGUAGAUGUCACCAGUUACAUGUGUAGUGAUUGAUUCACAAAACCUGGGCAUCACCUGCGAUUGUUUUUUUUUUUGUUAGAGAUAAAAACAUAUGAAUCAACUCGAUUAGAAUUUAAAGGAUGGGCAUUGUUGAAUACAAAAAGUGUAUGUGAGUUACUUGCUGUUUAAGAGUUAAGUUUAACAGUGAGCAGGCAACUUUGAAUGAAAAAAGCUGUUGACAUUUGGUGCGAUUGCUGAUUCUAAUAAUUCAAUUCAAGAUGAAAGACAAACACAAGUUUCAAGACCAGAUUGGGAUGGAGAGCAUGAUGAGCAUCAGACUAGUCAAACAGGUACAUGUGAAGGUAGUAGGGGCCAAGUAGUAGGUAACCAAACAAUAAUUAAAAAUAUAUUUAUAUUUUAGCACAUCAGGCACAUGGAGUUAUGGUUGUCCCUUUUACAGGUUGGAGCAACAGCCCCAUUAAAGGGAUGGUUCACCCAAAAAUGUAAGAAGUAAAUGCGUACCACUUCUUUAAAUGUAAAAAAUCAACAGGAAAUAAAAAGAAAAUGCCUCCAUACUGCUCCUCUUGUGUCAUCCGAGUCACCGUAAGCCCCAACAUUCAUGUUUGACUUGAAACAGUGUAAUUUACACAAUGUUUUUAGUCUAAACCUCUGAUAUCCUCCUAGUUACUGCUGCAGCUAUCGUGAUAACUUGUGAACAAUGUGAGAACUCCAGAGAGCUGCACAGAAAGGCUAAAAACAUGGUGUAAAUGACGCUGUCCAGAGUUGAAUGUGAAUGCUGGGGCUCACAGACAGUGGGAAGGCAGUAUGGAGGCUGUAAUGUUUUUUUUUAUGUUGAUUUUAAAUGUUUGAAGAAGGGGUCGCCAUUUACAACAAUUGUUUUUCAUUUGGAAAAUAAUAACAUAUCAUUUUAUUUUAUUUUUCAUUUUUAACAAAGGAAAUUCAACUUUUUGGUGGAAAACCCUUAUUACUUUGUUUAUGUGUCAAAACAAGCUGAAUGGAAUGUUAACCAAAAUGUGUUGAAGCCACAGCUAUGACAUUAGGUCAACAUGACUAUUCUGCUGUUCUGACACCUAAUCUGUAUGUAGCAGCCAGCAGCUUUAACAACCGGGAAACUAAGUGGAACUUGAGGAUUACAUCAGUUUCUUUCAGAGAUUAAUAAAGCUUGUAUGUGCAGCACAUACUACGAUUGUGAGUUUUGAGCAAUUGCAUUGAGCUAGUUUAAGGUGCUGAAAGCUCAACCAAGCACAAAGAGAAACAUUCUGUUCACUUGCAAACAGCUAAAUGUUCAUCCUGCAGAUAGGGAGAAGGAAAUGUAUAUGAUGAUGACUUAUUUAAUGAGAUUAACAUUGCAACAGCACAAAUCUGAUUUUAAACACCCCUCCCAAAUAAAUGGAGUGUGUGACAAACUUGCAGGCGCCCCUCACAGGGUGACGCUACAGUUGAUUUGGGAAUUACAAUUAGAUUUAUGAUGUGGCUGCAUAUGGCUGAGCUCUCUGUUUCUCUCUCUGAAAACGCUGGGAUUGGCUGCAGCGAGUGCCGGCGCCAUGGCGUAUACACCACAGCACAUUCAGAAUGUGUGGCGUUACCUCACACACACACACACACAAUGGAACAAUAGGCCACAUUUACGGUAAUGGGCCACCAAAAUAUAAGACCAAAUGGAACAGCUUAAUAUUAAAAACAGAAAUCCUUGUGUUGGAAAUUAUUAGAUCCUUGGAAAGUUAGGGCACUAUCUAGAGUAAUGGAAAUAAGAAUUCAUGCAGUUACCUGAAACGUGGGCACGGCACUUUCAGACACAAAUGACACACUGUUUCACUGGGGAGAUGCUGAGCCUCGCGUUGUGCACGCGCCGCCAUCUUGGUAAUUCACUGAACAUUUGCACAUCCACUGAACAUUUGCACAUUUGAACAUUUGUACAUUUGCACAUUUGCACAUUUGCACAUUUGAACAUUUGUACAUUUGCACUUAACUUAUUCCUACUGUAUUAUCCCACCUAUGGUGUAUUCAUAUUUUUAUAUAUUUAUCUUGCUCAGUGUAUUCAUCCUUCUUAUAUCAUACCUUACCUCUUAAUACUGUUUAUAUUCCAUUUAUAUUUCCAUUUAUAUGCCAUGUAUAUUUCUAACUGUACUUCAUAUUUAUUUACAUUUUCAUCUCUGCACUUUAUUUGCCAUUUUUUUGCACUUCUGGUUAGAUGCUAAACUGCAUUUCGUUGUAUAUGUACUUGUACCGUGCAAUGACAAUAAAGUUGAAUCUAAAUCUAAAA
Platichthys flesus (European flounder) is the source of this 5799-nucleotide messenger RNA. RefSeq lists its product as uncharacterized. Gene Ontology annotation, cellular component: cytoplasm. The record is from RefSeq and is a predicted model, not a curated record. Bases 2052 to 2975 code for a protein of 307 amino acids. Lineage: Eukaryota; Metazoa; Chordata; Actinopteri; Pleuronectiformes; Pleuronectidae. The transcript has 8 exons. Gene Ontology annotation, molecular function: ethanolamine kinase activity. Gene Ontology annotation, biological process: phosphatidylethanolamine biosynthetic process.